UGACAGCGAGACAGCAGGAUGGCGACCAAGUGCUGCCGUCGGUCUGUAUGCUCCAAGUCGUCUGCGUAUGCCGUCCUGCUAGGGGGAGUAUAUGUUACCUUGGGUUCCAGUAGGAUCCUCUUGAUGAAAUAUUCAGCCAAUGAACAUAACAAGUAUGAUUACCUUCCUGCAACUGUGAAUGUGUGCUCUGAGCUAGUAAAACUAGUGCUGUCUAUGAUAGCGGCACUCUGGGUAACAAGAAGAGGUCAAUUAUGUCAUCAUUUUGGAUGUACAUCAUGGAGGCAAUUUUGUAACUACAUGAAAUGGUCAAUUCCUGCCUUUCUUUAUUUUUUGGAUAACCUGAUUAUUUUCUAUGUCUUAUCCUACCUCCAACCAGCUCUGGCUGUAUUGUUCUCAAAUUUUGUCAUUAUAACAACAGCAUUCCUAUUCCGGAUAGUGUUGAAACGGCAGCUCUCCUGGGUGCAGUGGGCCUCGUUGCUGAUUUUGUUCCUGUCCAUCAUAGCUCUGACUGCUGGGACCGGAAGCCAUCAGAAUGGCUUGGCUGCCCAUGGAUUUCAUCAUGACAUGUUUUUCAGCCCAUCAAACAGCUGCCUUCAAUACUCCAGGCUCGAAAGAGAGUGCUGGGGAAGGAGUAACUGCACAGUAUCUGGGCUUUUUCCCACCUUCAGGUGGAACGUCACUGCCACCACGGCAGGAGCUUUGAAAACCCUCCGCCUUGGCCUGGGCCACCUUCUCAUACUAGUGCAGUGCUUCAUCUCUGCUCUGGCCAAUAUCUACAAUGAAAAGAUUCUGAAAGAAGGAGACCAACUCAGUGAAAGCAUUUUUGUGCAGAACAGCAAACUCUAUGUAUUCGGGGUGCUGUUUAACGGGCUAAUCCUAGCCCUGCACUCUGACUACUACAGGCAGAUACAGUCCUGUGGCUUGUUUUAUGGGCACAACACCUUCUCCAUAGCCCUCAUUUUUGUCACAGCCUUCAUGGGACUGUCUGUGGCCUUCAUCUUGAAGUUUCGAGACAACAUGUUCCACGUCAUGACUGCCCAGGUCACCACAGUGGUAAUCACCACUGUGUCGGUCAUAGUCUUUGACUUCAAACCUUCUCUGGAGUUCUUCUUGGAAGCUCCUGUGGUGCUUCUCUCCAUAUUUAUCUACAAUGCCAGCAAACCACCUGGGCAAGAAUACGUUGUUCAGGGGGAGAGGAGCAAACUUUUCAGUGGAGACAUGUGGGAACGUUCCAGUGGGGAUGGAGAGGAGCUUGAGAGACUGACCAAAGCAAAUAGUGAUGCUGAUACUGAUGAAGAUGCCUUCUAGCCUAGGGUGGUACAGAUGAGUGCUGGGCAGUCUUCAAGAGAGCAGCUUGAAUGCCCUUCAGAAUGUGGAAGAGUCCUUUUUUACUGUGCAGAGCAAUUGAGAAUAUUUGUUUUUUGGUGGUUUCAGGGGAGAGGUGAUGGUGGAGUUUACUGUUUUCAAGUUGUGCCAGUAACUCAAACACAGCAGGGUAAGUUUCAGGGUUGGAGGUGAUUACAAAUGAGUAUAAACCCCAUGAUGUACCAGAAGUAGGAAAGGAACACUGUAGAAUCACUAGCUUGAUCCAUGUAAAUUGCAGUGUAUGCUGUAUUCACCUCUUGCAUCAGUGUAAAUCACGGGCUAAGCGCAAUGAAGUCAAUGUAAAGGGGUGGAGAAUAUGUGGCCCUUAGUCUUAUUGAUCAGGAUGAUCCAAGAGCUGAGUGUCAGCCCAGCAAUUUGAAAGUAAAGGCGGAGCACUAGUGUUCAUGUGCACCGUAGUGACAGUGUUGACUCCCCUCCUAGGCAAAGGUCCUCAUCCUACAAACAUUCUGUCAGUGUUGAUCCUGGUUCACCCUCAGUUGCUCUGUGGUUUGGCCCCCUGACAUCGUCGUGUGCCAUCAGCAUGUGGAACGUUGCCUAAGCUAUAGGUACCCUUAUAUCUGAAUUUGUAUUAACAUGUUUGUUAGUGUCAUGUCCUUCUGUUCUUUUGACAAAUGGUUCCAUAGCAGCAGAACCAGUUUCAUCACCAUUCCAAUAGCUUUCGGGAGUUGCUGAGCAUCUGUUAUGUUACUACAACUUACCAACUUACAAGCACUUGUGGUCUAUUGGUAACGUGACUGGUAUAGCCGAUUGGAAGACCAGCUUCCCUGCUCAUCUGAAAUCUGAGGGGCUUUUUUAUUUUUUAAAAUGGAUCUUGUUGCAUCUUCCUCUAGUUUGAAAAUUCUUAUGCCUUGUGUGUCUCCCUGGAAUUAUAGUUUGUCCAUUGCAGUACAUUGGAGAGUUCUGUUCUAUGUCACUGGAAAUGAAAUUAUGCUGAAACCGUAUUUCACUGUUUUGUCAAUACAAAAUAAUGACUUUUAAAUUUUAAGGAAAUUGGCAAGAGAAAUUUGGCCCCAAAAAUAUUUUUUGUACAAGCUUUUAAAAAUGAUUCUGAAAUUUCCAUGAUCUUGAAAAAAGGAAUCAAGUGUAAUCUACAGAAAACCUGUAUAUUUUUAUGCAGUGUUUGUGGCACAGAGCUCCAGUGCAUGGCCUCUGAUAAUUACAUUGACUGGAGACUGUAGCAUAAUUUGGCCAGGCUAUUCCUUGUGUCCAUACUUAGAGAAAUGGAAGAAGAAAAUGCUGUGAAUUAUGAAAGGCACAUUGAAUUAUGGAAACAAUUCCUGUUAACAUUGGACAACAUGGUCAGGAAGAUUGAGCAUCUCCUGAGGUCUAUUUUUUCUACAGGUUUGGCCAUUUUGCCCAGAUCAUUUUCAUUUUAACUUUCAACCCAAGUUACCCUGUUCAUACAACAGAAAUAAAAAUACCAUUAACAACCUCACAGGAAUGUCAUGAGGAUUAAGUGUUGAAUUUGAGUCUCUGCACAACUCUACAAACACUCCAUUAAGUGUUAUUUUAAUAAUUAAGUUAUUACUGAUACCACAGGUAAGGAGACCUGUUUACAAAUAUGGAGGCAAAUUCACUGCUAUAUUCUGGUUGCUUGACAGCAUUGUGGUUAUGUAGAGUAGCCAUGAACCCAGUUUAAUCAGACAGUUGCUCUGAAUCUGCCUCAUUUGUUUUAAACUAAUAGUGUAUAUUGAGACAAGCCAUUUGGCUUAGGGGGAGGUAUUGUUCUCUAUUACAGGGAUGCCUUUGUAACAAACAUUGAGUUUUACAUGUAAUUUAUCAGACCUAAUGGUGAAAUAAAUUUGAAUAAAUUAAAGUAUGAAUAAUAAAUCCACAGGC
Messenger RNA from Gavialis gangeticus (Gharial), 3225 nucleotides. It is a transcript of the gene SLC35A5, whose product is annotated as solute carrier family 35 member A5. Gene Ontology annotation, biological process: pyrimidine nucleotide-sugar transmembrane transport. The transcript has 6 exons. The record is from RefSeq and is a predicted model, not a curated record. NCBI's taxonomy places the organism in Eukaryota, Metazoa, Chordata, Crocodylia, Gavialidae. Gene Ontology annotation, cellular component: Golgi membrane. Gene Ontology annotation, molecular function: pyrimidine nucleotide-sugar transmembrane transporter activity. The coding region runs from base 19 to 1308 and encodes 429 amino acids.